Molecule: messenger RNA, 8382 nt
Organism: Pecten maximus
Lineage: Eukaryota; Metazoa; Mollusca; Bivalvia; Pectinida; Pectinidae
Product: AT-rich interactive domain-containing protein 4B-like
Exons: 23
Coding region: 174-5180 (1668 amino acids)
Biological process (GO): regulation of transcription by RNA polymerase II
Cellular component (GO): nucleus
Molecular function (GO): transcription cis-regulatory region binding
Source: RefSeq, a predicted model, not a curated record
GAAUUUUCCGAUGACAAGUUGUUGUUCAGCCGUGGUUGAUAGUGGAUUGCCGACGAUGACGGUAGUACCUGAACUUGUUGAUUGAAAUAUAUCAAAAGCCAAAAGGAUCUGGUUGGAUAUCUUUUUGUGGGAAGUGUACCGUGGACUUUAGGGUCUUCCGUAAAAAAAUCAAGAUGGCUGGGGAUGAUCCCCCAUUCCUUGUGGUAGGAACAGAAGUUAGUGCAAAGUAUCGAGGAGCCUUUUGUGAAGCAAAAGUGAAGAAACUAGUGAAAUGUGUUAAGUGCAAGAUAUUUCUGAAAGAAACACAGUCAUCUCUCCUUGUCACUGAUGAUGGUGUGAAAGGAAUCUUGAAGAAUGGAUCUACAGUGGAAGUUAAAAAUCCAGAGACAGGCAUGUUGACUGAGGGUGUCAUCACCAGACUUACAGACACAAGCAUGUACACUGUUGUGUUUAAUGAUGGCGAUGAGAAAACACUCAGGAGAACACAACUGUGUUUGAAAGGAGAAAAACAUUUCAUUGAAAGUGAGACCUUAGACAAUCUCCCUUUGUCUCAUCCUGAGCAUUUUGGAACUCCUGUGAUGCACAGCAAAAAUGUCAAGCGUGGAGGAAGGCAUAGCAUAGGGAAUGAUGAAGAUGAUGAUACAAGCUCUGAUGAAAGUAUCCCUAAACGUGCUGUGUACAAGGGCAGAUUACAGAACCUGGUAGGGAAGGUGAUGUUGGCCGAGAUGGGAGACAAGCGUAAACAACAGGUGCCUGUACUUGUGGUUCUGCCUGAUGCCCACAGCACUGAACUACGCACCAAGGAUCAUCUCCUUAUCAAAUCAUUUAAAGAUGGAAAAUUCCACUCAAUUGCUCGUAAAGACAUGAAGGAGUUUUCAAAGGAAACUGUUCAGAAAAAUGAAGACAAAACUUUGAAAGCAGCAUUUGAGAAAUGCAUUGCCUACUAUGACAACCAAGAUUUGCCCACCUCAUGGGAAAGAGAUGAGCUCCUUGGGACAGAUGAAGAAGAAAUUACAGAUGAUGAAGAGUCCUCUGAUGAUGAACCAAGUGAAGAGAAGGACAGAUUUGUAGCCCAGCUUUACAAGUUUAUGGAUGACAGAGGUACCCCAAUCAACAAAGGACCAACCCUUAGUAAUAAAGACCUGAAUUUGUAUAAGCUCUUCAAAGUAGUUCAGAAUAUUGGUGGAUACAAUAAGGUGACAAACCAAUUGAAAUGGCGAGGUGUUUAUGCCAAGAUGAGUCUACCACCUUCCAACACAGCUUCACACCAAAUAAAGAAUGCAUACAAGAAAUAUCUUCAUGCAUUUGAGGACUUUUAUCGUAAACUGGGCAGUUCUAUGGGAACUAUCAGUCGACCCGGGAGAAGUAGGAGUCACUCUGGCAGGGGAAUACAUGUACCUUUCAAGAAAGAAUCUGAUAAGAAAGAAAAAAAUCCACAGAAGAAGGAAGAUGUCAAGGAGUCUGAAGAAAAGCCAGAGUCAGAUACAGGAGAGAUUGAAGGGAAAGAAGCCCAGGAAACAGUAGUAAAAAGGGAACGUUCACCUAUAAAGCGAAUUAUGAGACAUGAAACAACACCAAAGAUGGACACCAAGAAAGAAGAGUUGAAGGAGAAAAAAGUUGAGAAAGACGAUUCUACACCAAAGAAAACUGUUAAAAAAGAACUGGCAAAGAAGGAUCCUGAUAGUGCUAAAAAGACAGCCAAGACUGUAAAAAAGGAAAGGGAAGAGGAAAAGAAGGCCAAGAAAGAGAUGUUAGCAGAACAGCAGAAGGAAAAAGCAAAUGAAGAAAAAGAGAAAGAAAAGGUGAAAGAGAAAGUACCACAAGAGAAAAAGAUUGUGCGUAGACGCUCGAUGAGGAAAGAUGAGAAAGAAAUGGACCUGAAAGGAGAUGAUGAAAAUUGCAAAGAGGAAGAGGUCAAGAAAGAUAAACCCGUAGACAAAGAAACUAAACCAAAAGCUAAACUAGUUACUAAAGAUGAAAAGAAAGAUAAGAAGGAUGAAAAGAAAGAGGACAAAAAGGAAGUUAAAAUAACAAGGAAAGAAAUGAAGAAAGCUGCUAAAGCAGAGGAGGAACCAAUGGAAAUUGAGAAACCUAAAACAGUGAAGAAAGAUGGAAAGAAAUCAAAGGUAGAGGAUGAUAAGUCUGAAGGAAGCGAGUCUGAGAAGCCAAAAGGAAUGCAGAAGAAGGAAGCUCUGAAGAAGGAGGAUCAUGAUAGUGAAGGAGGGUCUGUUACAUCAAAGAAGGAAAGCAAGGAUGUCAGGACAGAGAAAACACAAGAUGAGGAUAAGGAAGAUGAUGGCGAGGAGACUGAAACAGACAAGAAAUGGUCUGAAGAAGUGGAAAGCAGAACUGAUAUAAAUGCUGAAUUUCCAAAUGGUACCAGGCUUCAGGUUCGCUACGGACGAGGGAGGAACCAGAAAGUUUAUGAUGCAAAGGUUGUAGAAGCAGGACUGGACGGUUCACUGGUCCAGUACUUGGUACAUUAUGCAGGAUGGAAUAUGAGGUAUGAUGAAUGGAUAAAGCCAGAGCGUAUCGUGAAUGUCAUCAAUAGACCAGACUCUGACAAGAAAGUGAAGGACUUUUCACCGAAAUCUUCAAAGCAGCAGAUGCAGAUGAUUAACAAGAAGAGAGGAAGACCUGGAUCAAUCCCUUCACAGCCAAGCCCACCAAAACCUACCAUCAUAGUUGAAUCACGUCCUGGUCCUGUGAAGGCCAGAUCUCCAGCAUCUAGUACAAAACCUAAGUCUAGACCUACCAGAUCCAACAGUGUGGAAUUUAAAGUCAUAGAUGGAUUACCACCUAAGUGGAGGCGGACGAGGAGAAACUCUGGUGUAACAGAAUCUGAUGUCAAUUCUCAAGGUUCCGACUUUGAGGAUUUUGAUCAGUCUGAUCUGGACGCAGAUGAGAAGGAAGAUAUGUCAGAAUGUUCUCCUGAAAUGGAAGAACUGGAGAAAGACACAAGUGUAGAUUCAUUUGACGAGGAGGAUGAUAAGGAAAAAGAGAAGGAUGUUGAUGUAGCUUUAGAUAUGCCAAAACUAGAAAAGAAAGCAGAUGAACCAGAACUUCCAGUUCUGAAAGAGAUCAAAGAUAUUCCUGAAGAACCUAAAUCAAAAGCACAAAGCAGUAAAUCAACUACUGUGGAAUCUACUCCAGAAGUUGUAACAGCUGAGACAGUUGAGGCUGUUGAGCAGGACAAAGACAAACCAGAAACAGACCCCUCGGAAUCUGCACCUAAGUUGGAGGCUGUUGAGGAUCUGCCUACACCAACAAAUUCAGAACCAGCAGGUCAGGAGUCUUCCUCAUCAGAGAUAAAUUCAGACAAGUUUAAAAAAGAUGUGUUUAAGUGGGACAUAGAAGAGGAGGAGGGAGAGAAAGCUACCCCAAAAGAGGUUGUUACGGAGACUUCGGAAUCUUUGAAAGAACCAACUGAAAAUAUCUCAUCAGAUAUUGUGGCAGAAAAUACAGAAAAUGACGAAGAUAUGCCACCUGUGAUAGCACCAGUAUUAGAGAAACAGGUUGACAGCAAGGAAGUGUUGAAUGUUGAUGUUGACAAACCUGCUCCAGAAAUUAGACCUGAAGUUAUCAAAGCAGAUAAACAACAAGAAAAAGUGGAUAAAGUAGCUCCUGUGAAUGAUGUUUUCGAUAAGUAUGAAUUUCGGGAUGAUGAGGAAGAAAUAACUUUACCUGACCUACGUGCAGAAGCAGAGAAAGAAUUGAAAGAAAAACUGAAACAAGAGGCUGUAGAGAUGGAAAAAAGAAUAGUCAAAGGUAAAAAGAAGGAGACAAAAGAAAAGAAAGACUGCAAAGAAAAAGAAAAGAAGGAAGUAAAGAAAGGAAAGAUGACUAUGGCAGAAAGAAAAAUGGUUAUACUACCUGAAGGAACACCAGAUGUUGAGUAUGAACCGCCACAGAAAAAGGCAAAAGAAGAAAAACCAUCUCCAGCAGAAAAAGUGCCCGAGGUAUCUACAGAGACAGCCAUGUCAACAUUAGACAAAGUGAUCAGUAGUGUUUGUGAUAAAGCUAGGGAGUUUGUUAUGGAGGAAACGGAAGGAGAGAAGAAAAAGGUUAAGAAAAAGGUAAAGAAAAAAGAAGUUGAACUGACAACACCAGAUGUAAAAAGAGAGACAGCAAAGAAAGAAACCAGUAAGGGCAUAAAACCAGUGAAAAGUGAGAAAAUUCUUAAUAAGGGGAAAGGUAAAAAGAGCAAAGACAGUGAAGGAGAAACAGAACAGUUAACGGACAAUUCAGUUAGUACUUCAGUCAGAACUGAAGGCAAGAAUGAGUGUGCAAUGUCUCCAUCUGUUACUUCAUCACAUGAUACAGGCAGUGAUCAAAAUAGAGCUGUGAUAAAUCCUUCAUUAGACAGUAACCUGCAGAUGCUUUCGGGUGUUGAACUUUUGUCAGGAAUAGCUCUAAUGAAUGCAAACGAGGUGAUCAGUGGUAGAAUGGACUAUGGUGAUCCUUCAAAGGAAGCGAGCAAUAGCUCUGCUGUUAAUACUGUGCUUGACAAUACCCCACCCACCACUCCUGAGCAUGAUGACUCGGAUGGUGCUCCGUGUACUUCUCGGGAUCAUUCCUCAUCACAAGAGUCUCAAAAUAAAUCAGACAUUGACAAUGGUGCUGAAAAUGAACGGCAAUCAGUAGGGGGUGAAUCUCCACAUGGUAAUGCUAGUCCAUCGUCAAACGAUGGCAGUGUCGGUAGUGGUAAUGUGGCUUGCUCUGAAAGCAGCAAUUUAGAUGUGCCAGUAUCCUCAAAUCUCGGUAAACGGAGGAAAGAAUCUGAAGAGCCUACGCCAACAAAGAAGAAGAGGAAGGGAAAAUCAAAAAUGACAUCUGAACGCAAAACAUCAAAAACAGUAGGUAGUGACAGUGAUGAAGGAAAUGAGGGAGAAUGCAGUCAAGACCCUGCUUCAUCAUCAAACAGCAAAUCAACUUCACACUUACCUGGUGCAGCUCACUCGCCACGCCCAUCCCGCUACAAUCUCAACCUGGAGGAAGGAAAGUAUCUGGAGGGAGAGAAAAGAAUAGCAUUCUUGAUGGAAAAAAUCCAGGAAAUACGCAAAGUGUAUAUGAACUUGAAAGCUGAAGUGGCCUGUAUAGAUAGGCGAAGAAAGCGAGCUCGGAGAAAAGAAAGUGUUCAACACUCUUCAACAGCAGCUGAAACCGAAUAUUGUCGGUGACAGGGCCAGUAUCAAGAGGUUUUGUACUCACCAUCAUCAUCAUCGUCGUCAUCAUCGCUCAUUAUUUCAUCAUCAUUAUACCGUGCUUUUGUUGACAACUUUACAUGACUGCCAUCCUAAAUCAUGCUGCAGAGUACUGUACACGUAUGUGUCAUUGGUUGCAGUGUUAUUCCAUGGCAUGUUACAGGAUAAAUAUCAUUUACCUAUUUAUAUACAUUAUUACUACUGAGCAUUCAAAUUGUUGGUGCAUUUUAUAGUUUGUGCAACAGAUGUUUGUAAAUCACGGGGGGGUCAGUUUUCUCAAUUUUGGUAAAUGUUCUAUAUUCAAGUACACUCUAGAAAAAGAUAUUUCAGGAUUGGAAGCAAGCUAUAUUCUGUUAAAUGGUCAUUUGUUUAGAUACUUAAACCAAUGUUGUUUUACUGCAAAUGACAUAUGUUUAACUGGCUAACUAAAUAUACUUUAACUCUUUGCCCCAUCUUGGCCUUUUUUUUAAACAUCUCUAUCAGUAUCUGAUGUUUUGGAGGAUUCUAUACUACUUUAAAUGUACAAUAUUUUGAAACUAUGCUGUUUUGGAUGAUAUAAAAAAAAAGACAAGCAAAAUUUCUCAAAUUACAAGCAAUUGAAAGAACUGAAAUAAAAAUUUCAGCAUUCAAAUUCAGUUUUAAGGAAGACCAAAGUAAAGUUAAUCUAUUAUCUACAUUUUGAAGAUAUGCAAUGAUUCUUAACAUUGUAAAACGACUGUGUUACUGCCUUAUUGUAUUGUCUCCACUAGGGAUAGAAGUUGGGACCAGUCUCCCCACACACGAGUCAGUCUGAGUAUGAAGUACUAAUAGUAUUUUGCUGGGUUCACUACCCGCAGUCACUGCCGAGAAAGAUAUUGACCUAAGUUUCUCGUGUAUUGGUUGUGACAGCAUGGCCUAUUUAGUUCGUCAGUAUUUUCCAUGUCACUCAUGGGUGCUAACAUAUGUGAGAGGUCAUUAUUUGAAGUUCUUCCUUGAAAUUGAAUCUGAACAUGUUGUUUACUCAUUUGGAUGAACUUCAGAAUAAGAUCUUUAAGAAAUUGUUAUUAGCCUAGGUGAUAGAAAGGCCCUAUUAAUAUCCCAGACAAUUAUAAUACAUGUAAUAUUUUUUCCUCCAUCAAGAAAACAAUGACGGGCAUGAUGGGGCAAGGCGUUAAGAUGUAUAACAUACUAAAGGUAUAGCAGUUUUAUCAACAGCCUGAACACAAUUGUUCAAAGGGAGGGGGUGCAUUAGGGAGGGGGAUGCAUUGUACUUAAAGGAGUCAAUGAGGAAUGCAAGGCAGCAGUGUUUGGCUGUGAUUUUCUUAUUAUUACAUGAAUUGUUGACUUUUUGAACAAAUAUGUUUUAAGCAUUAAGUUUAACUGGAUUCCAGUGUGCAACGUGUAGGGGCCUACUGAUUGUAUUUGCUUUUUUUGCUAUUACUGUAUAUGGCAAUACAAAAGUAUUCCAUAGAUAUUUUGCAAUGAAGAGUUUUGCAAAACUAAUGUGAAGAUUUUUAUAUUUAUUUAUUUAUUUGUUACUUGACAAAUACAAAUUUUUACUGAAGUUUUGUUUUUGACUUGCAUAUUUUUGUUGUAUUCAUUUUUGAGCACCAAUACAGAAAAUAGCAUGACCUGUCGUACGCCUUCACUGGUUUGUGUCUCCUAUAAUAUCAUGGGCACGGUAAAUAUUCAGUGAUAUUUUUAUGCAAAUUAUGCAGGAGAUUCGUUAUGCCUGUCUUGAUAUAUAAAUGUCCAAAGAUCAACCUUGCAUAUUAAAGCAAAAUUGAAUUGUUCAAUCAACUAAGUACGGGUAUGGGUGAGGAUCUCUGCAUUCAUUGUUAUUCACAAUUUUAUAUGUAAGUAAUGUGGGUACAUGGUAGAGAAACUGCUGAGUUUGUAAAAUCAAAUGCAUGAAAGAUAGAACUUUGAGCAUACAUUUUCCGACAAAUACAGCAUAAUGUUUUAUAAGAAAAAUAGUUUUGUAUAAAAUCACAGGAGAGUUUGGAGGGGGGGGGGAUAGUCACACAGAUAUUUGAAUUUCUGUUCUAAACAGCAUUAGUUAUUGUGUGACAAAUAUGACGUUAUCAUAAUGACUCCAUUAACAUCAUUACACUCAAAACCGCAAUGUCUUUUUGUAUGUUGCAUCACAAUAAGCCAAUUUUCCUAUUUCAAGACAAAACACAUUCCUCAAGAGAAUAUUUAAUGGAGUAUUGUUAAACACAGAUUUAAAGUUGAAUUAUGCUCUACAAAUUCUAGUCUGAAAAGCACGUUUUGGGCCAUGCAUAUUUGUGUAUUUAUAAGAAAUAUUGGUGUUAUUAAGUGAAUACUACAGUAGAACUAGUCCCUGUUUGUUUAACAUUAGCGUGCUACUCUCUUGGUGGGGGAUGCAUAAGUAAGACUAUUUUUUUAUACCACUAAACCACACCACACUAUCAGCAUUGUAUAGCAAGGGUUUUGUUCUUGGGGAGGAAGUCUUUUGUCCUUCAAUGUCCUCAGUGGAACUAUUCUCCAUGUUUUUCCAUAUCAUCUCUAUCAGCAACUACAGCUGUCUGGUUUUAUCCUGAUGGAUGUGUGUGAUUCCAAAGUUGGGUCUAGUUUUUUUUAAGGAUUCCUAUGUCCUUAAUAGCUUCAAGAGAGGAAAGGCCAACAAAUCUGAAAUUGUCUUCCAAAAACUAGAAUUGUUGGCAGUGUUGGUGGUUGCUGAUGUAAUCUGUUCAAAUACGAUUAGAAGUCAUCAGUUAAAAGUGUCGGCCAUGUAUUAAAGUGCUAUUUAAAAUUAGAAGAGCACCUGUGUUUGUUAGCUGGUGAAAGCUAUGAUACUAGAUAGUCUUUGUUGUAUGUGUAAAUUUUAUUGAAGUAAAUUAUAUGAUGACAUUCUUAUAAAAAAUGAAAUGAGCAAUACUAUCAUGAUGUUUGUGAUAUCAACAAGAUAUUCUGAAGAUUGUGAUACUGUUCAAACCUUUCCGAAGCUUUAGAUAUUGUCAACUUUGAAUUCUACAAUACAGUAUUUCAUUUUCAUCCCGGUUUUGUAGGCAAUGAAUUUUAAUGGUAUGAUAGAACUGAUCAAUAUGUUUUUUUAGAGAACUUCAGAAAAUCUACAAUAUACAUGUAAAUAGAAUUAAUUUCAUUUAAGCAAUGAACAGUGGUUUUAAUGUUGUUAUAGUUGAUAUGGCAGCAAGAUGUAUGGUGGGCAAAUGGC